Molecule: messenger RNA, 6887 nt
Organism: Tympanuchus pallidicinctus (lesser prairie-chicken)
Lineage: Eukaryota; Metazoa; Chordata; Aves; Galliformes; Phasianidae
Gene: LAT2
Product: linker for activation of T cells family member 2
Exons: 14
Coding region: 2338-2934 (198 amino acids)
Biological process (GO): B cell receptor signaling pathway; B cell activation; calcium-mediated signaling
Cellular component (GO): plasma membrane
Source: RefSeq, a predicted model, not a curated record
GCCUCUGGGGCCCAGGGUCUUUCUAUAGCUGAUGAGCUACAUAUGAAAAAGGAAAAGAAAGAAGAGGGUUUGGUUGAGUUGGUGAAGGUAAGUGUUAGAUGUUUGCUCACAACAGAAAGAGGAAAGCUGAAAUGGUUAAGCCUUGGAAAAAGUCAGAGAAAGAUGGAGCUGUAGUGUGGCAUUUCAUGUAAUUCAUUGCGGUGGAUGAAGGGAAUGGAAGCUGGCUGGUUGUGUUAGGUCAGGAAGGGCAUAGAAAUGGGCAUGAGAGCAGCACUGCAAAAGGACUGAUGUCUUUGGAGGGCAUCCCUCUGCUCAGGCUGGCGUAAUGAGGCUGGGAUGACGCUGCUGCUUUGAAUGGUUGCUUUGCUGUCCUUAGUGCUGCUCUUUGGGCACGGGGCAGCUUCCAUCUGCUCUACUGCAGCUGAGCAGUCGUUCCAUGCCUAACACAGGGCCUUUGCUGCAGCUCACGGUAAUUUGGGGAUGUCCGCAGUGAGGCAGUCAGCUCUGAAGUGAGACAGGUCAGGGGGCGGUAAGUGGGUAAACAGGAUGUUUUUAGCAUCGACUGUUCCUAAUAAAACUUCUGAUCUGCAAAGGAGGAACUGUAAUCGCCUCCAGCAUGUUCAGAGCAAUGUUUCUGCUAUAAGCAAUGGGUUUUUUUAUGUUUAUUGUCAACUUAUGUUCAAACAGAGAAAGAGCUGCUUGCAAACACUUCAUAAGCUGCCUCAUAGCGGAGGGCUCUGCUGGAAAUGCCCGCUGUGUGGCAGCUGCACUGGCAGGCAGAAGCGCAGUUCCCAUCACGUCGCACCCCUUGCACAGCCAUAAGCCGAACAAAUGAUCCAAGGCUGGGCCUUGCUCUCCUGCUCUCUGUUUCAGUGCUGGUUCUGGAGAGCUCUCCAUGCCUGGAUUUCUUCUGGGAGCUGUUCUGGAUGGCGCACGCAAUUAUUUUUGCACCGCUGUCGUGAAUGAAGUGCAAACAUCACUGCGCAGACUGGUGCAGCAGCCAGCUAUCUUGACAAGGCAAGGUUUCCUCUGAAAGCCUGAUAACAAAGUUUCCCAUCCCAGACGUGCAGAUACGGAUGAUUUACAAAGCAGAUGAUUAUUUUAUCAUUCUCAUGAUAGAAGAGUUACCAUCCGGGUAGGAGCGAGCUGGAUGCAGCUCGCAGGUUGCAGCAUCGUGCCAGCUAAUCUCAGUACAACAACAUUUCCCUGUACAGAAUCAUUUGUGUGUGUGGAGGGCCUGGUGCAGCUGCUCUGUUCUGUUAGCAGUUGUAGGACGUGUGCUGUGCUGGCUGUUGCUCUCUGGUGGCUAUAAAUAACGGGGCUGCUGUGUGUCCUAUUCUUAGAGCAGGAUACACAUCUCCUGUGCUGAGACAGGGCUUGGAGCCAGCAGAGUUAUCUAUGAAUCUCAUUCAUAAGCCCUCCUUAUUAGUUUCAAGUGGAAAAAAAAAAACAAAACAAAAAAAAACAAAAAACAGAAGUAAAAGAUCACAAGCUACUGCUUCGGGUUGGCUUUUGUUUCUGUAGGAGUGCGAUGGAACAGUGCCAGCUGUUUGCACCCUGCCCUGUGCAAUACACGUGGGUUUGUUCCUACAGCGUUGGAUGGCAGUGGCUCUUGGUUGGCUCUCAUUUCCAUCUCCUCGUUGCCCUUUCUGAGGCUCUGCCUCCCUCCUGCUCCCAUUGACAUCCAGCACAACCGCAGUGAUCCCAAAGCACUUUGCUUUGCUGGCGUGGGACGUGUGGGGGGCAUCAGCCCAAUGUGGCCUUCGAUGGCUCCAGCUCUUUGCAUGGCUGUUGCUGCGCAGUCUUUGCUAUCGGAGCCUCUUCCUCUGCCUGCAGCCCAUAAAAACGAGCCGCUUCUGCUUCUGCGGGAGCUGAGCUCGUGCGAACCGGAGCGGGGCUGACCGGCGGAUGUUGGGGUUAAUGAUUCAGAUGGGGGCAGGAAACCAGCAGCUGGCUAACGAUCCCCGGAGGAGCCACCUCCAGCACCCACACGAGGAGAUGGGACAGGAGGGGCCGGCCGGCUGCGGUGAGGUGGGCCGGGCUGAGCGCCGCGUGGGGUCCUGCAGAGGCCUGGGGAUGGGCCGGUUUUCCCCCUCCCCGUGGCGGUGAGCUCACAGAUCCCAGACUGGAUCUGGGUGGCUGCUUUGAUGAGCGUUCGAGGUCAUCCCUGCAAACUCUUCCCGAAGAGCUCCGUGCUGGAUGCUGCUCUGCUGCUGCUGCUCACAUCCAUCGUCUGCUGAGCUUCAAGCAGUGGAUAAGUGCCUCCUGCUUGUCGUAAAGGACUCCAUCGCCUCCCAUCAGUUCCUUUCUGACACAGAUGCUGGAUGAGGCCAGGCCAUGGCACAGCCAGAGCUGCUGUGGGCAGCCGCUGCGCUGAUGCUGCUUGGGGUGGCUGUGAGUGCCUGCGUCAGGUGCCAGCUCUAUGCUACAAAGCGAGGAAAGGACAGCAACCAGAGGAGUCAGCUGGAACGCCCGCAGCGAUUUGAGGUGAUUCGGUCCUACUCUGCUGUGACCCAAAGGCGAGAACGGAUCAAGGAACCCAAAAACUUGGCGAGGAAAGCCCCCGAGGAGCUCAGCACCUCCUGUCACGUUGGCUUUGAGAGCAGUGCUGAGCCCCGCUACCAGAACUUCCUGACAGAGGACUGCCUACAUGGGGAUGCUGCCUACGUGGAGCCUAUCCCACUGGAUUACUACAGCCACAACAGAUUCUUCUCCCCACCCAAGGAUGAGGACUCACAUUCCUACCAGAACGUCGUCAUUAGUGAUCCUUGCAGCUCUGAGCUGGAUGAUGCAGAAGACUACGAGAACAGCGCAGCAAUAGAAGUCUGGAAGGUGCAUCAAGCAGAAGCCACGCUGUAUGCAGAGAGCAAGGAUGAGGAGCCAGACUACGUUAACACAGACCCAACGAUAGAUGCUGUCCUGCUGUCAAAGUGAAGGAGCCACAAGACUCACUGUUUCCCGCUCUGAUUUCAAGUGUUCUGCAUGAAGUCUGAAGAAGCCCUUUGCCGAGCUGCACAAGCCCACCCAGCCAGCACGUACAUCGGGCAAGAGGCGUUUUCCAUCCCUCAGUCACAUCUUUUCCCCAUUGUGCCUGAGAUCACACGGGACAGGUGUCAUUGAAAAGAAGAGAUGCUCUGCUUGAAGCCCUGACAUCCAACAGCAAGGAUGCGACCGGAGGAAUUUCUGCCCAGCAGCAAAGCCUGCCCAGCAGCAGCACCCAUGGACAUGCUGUGAACUCCUGGUCCCGUCUCCCUUCCAGGCCUGCGUGCUGGAGGGAACACGGCUGCUCUGUGCAAUGCUGUCUCCUGCCAAGCGUGAAAUGAUUCUUUAAAUUGCCGAGCUGCAGUGCAGCCAACUACUUAAUUUGUCAGGCUGACUCAUGCACGGCGGUAUUCAAAGGCAGGGAUUAGGUUUUGAUUUAGUUCCUACGCUCUCCUCCAGAAGCUGUUUCCUACAGGAGAGGAACUGGCAAGGCAGAGGUUGCUUUUACAGCAGCAGUGCUUUUCUGGAGCUCAAUGAGAUACCAGACUGUUACAAAAGCUAAGGACUAAAGAGGAUUAAGCCCUCAUCUGCAGCUUGUAAUUCGCAGUGUCUGUGGCAGUUCUCCUUGUCUUUCCUUAUCUGCUUUAUAACGAUACAAAGACGCUGCAACGACUGAUGAGGUUUGAUCCACAGUUGUCAGCCUCACAAAUUGCAGCUCUGUUUGAGAUUUGGAACAUCAGUCCUGAAGUGUAACCUCUUGGGCCCUCGUGCAUUGGUCUGGCACCAUCUUAGCACUUAUUUAUUAAAAUUGAAAAGCCCUCAAAGAAAAUCCAGGUUUUUCUAUAGUGGUUUGCUGCAAUGUGGGUGCUGUAUCUCUGAUGAAGUGACACAGGCUGACUUGAAAGCAUGUGUAGAAGUGACCCAGGGUGAUGUGUGGGAUCCUGCUGGGAGAAAACAUUGCUCCAUGCAGCCUUAUUCCUUAGAACCGUCUCAGAACUGCGCUUCAAGAAGGGACACAGCCCACAGCACACAUCUCUGGGGCUGGUCAGAAUGUGCAGAGAAGUGGAGGUAAGGGUGAGAGCCCUGGAGUGGGAGAAGAGGAUGUCAGGUGCUUCCUGCUGUUCGUGCUCAGCUCUAUUUUCAGCAGAAUUGCUGUGAGUGUGGGGCCACUCUUUGUGUAGCUGCAGCAGCAGGUGGUUUGGUGUUUGGCUUGGGAAAUGUACUUGUAGCUGCUACAAAUGCAUGCAUUCCUGCUCCCACGGGACUCUAGGGACAGAGGAUGCAGUGCACGAUGUGCCUGUGCAGCUACAGCAGCCUGCCUUUCUGCCUGCCCCAACCCUUCCCUUCAGCUUUUGCUCACGCUCUGGUUUCUGAUGUUUAAAUGCUGAAACUUUGCACAAGUAAGGGACACAGCCUCAUGGAGCAGACAUGCUGGCUCUACACAGGCUCAUGGACAGCCAAGGAAAUGAGGAGAUGCCUUUGCUACUGAAACAGAGCACCUGGCCCAUGAAAUUGCCAUUGCUGGUGGCUUCUCUGAAGAAGCUCUCACGUUUCACCAAUUGCUGCAGACCACAGAUUUUUCAGGAUCUGCUAGAGGAAAAGGGUGAGCUGCAUUCUCAGUGAUGUGCCAGGAUGCUGCACCCACUUGUGGCUCAUCUCAUUCCCAGAGGGAGACAUUAAAUGCUUGGAGUGUGAUUAGCAGCAGUUAAAAGAUUCUUGGCAUGCAGUGGUAGAUUCAAAGACCUCCUGGGAUGUUCUGUCCAAUAGGUGAAUGUGCUGCCAAAAGAUUAAAAUGCAAGAUUUACUGCUCACCUUGCUAAGCAGGGAGGGGGAUUAGAGGAAUUACAUUUUCCUGCAAUGAGGUUCCUUCAUUGCCAGAAUCUGAAAGCUGCCGAGUGUCAGCAGGCAGAGCAAUAGAUUUGGUGUGCAUUCCCUCACCUUUGUGGGAGUCCGAGCAAAUUGCCCUCCUUCCAAUCUCCAGAGCAGCCAGCUGCAGAGAGCAGCAAAUCCUUCCUUAGGGUUGUAAAGCUCCUGAAGUGCUUUUCAGCCAGUGAUCUCAUUGUGCUGGAAGAUAUCCAGGCACUGCUGAGGGAAACUUCGUCGAUGUUUUUAGUCUUGUUCUGAAACGUGAGCUUUCUCUUUGCAGCAGGUGGGUACACACACGUGUUCACUGGUUAACUGUCCUUUCAGAACUCAUUUUCAGGUAUGUAAGGAUUUCUGGUGCUAAACCCAAACUGUCAGAUCGUUGUGCUGCCUGACAGUAAUUCAAAGGGCGCUGACAUCUCCCUUGGGUACACGUAGCUCUUUUUCCUCACAUCAGGGAGACAGCCAAGUGAGCAAUUUUCUUCCUGGUUUCAAUGUUAGAAGACACAUUAGAAACGUAGUUUUGGCCCAGCCACUAUGGCUAAUGGAGCUGGGAAGCUUUACCUAGCUACCAGAAAGCAGCAGCUCUGCACUUACAGGGAGCAAUCAGAUUUGGCACAAGAGGCUGAUGGCCUUUCUGACACUGUUCCUCUUCUAAGUGAAGGUGAGUAUAACUAAAUCCCCCCAGUGCUGUGGAGUAUUAAUUUGUAAGUGAACUGGCUCCAAAGUGGAGCUGAAAGGCACCGAGUGAAUGUGCUGAAAAGAAAGCUGCUCACCAGACAGAAACAGCACCUGUGAUCCUCUGAGUUUGUCACUCCUGUGCUGGCACCACCAGAGCAAACUGCUUAGACAAGGGAAUAUUAGCCUACUGUCUAAAUAACGUGCUUUAUUUAAGCUCUUGUGGACAAAAGCUGUGAUGCAGUGUCUGUAAUACAACACUGGAAGUCACAUAUUUAACAGUAUUUCUGCUAGGCGUGACAAAUCACUGUCAGCAAAUCAAACUUACCCCAAUUUGAUUAAUACCUAGUGAAAGGAGAAUGCACUUGUGAGUGUUGUAUCCAUAAGAACUGUUUCCCUUAUUCCAUUCAGGAGCCAACUCAGAAGUGUCUGUGCUUUAACUGACAAUCAUCUUCAUUUCCUUUGUCUUAGAGCUCUGCCAGAGGAGCUGCAGAAAGUCUUGAGGGUGCAAUUUAGAAUGCUACGUCUUUGCUGCUAAAACUCAUCGCCCCUGGGGCUGAAUCAGAGAAAUGAAGGGUGUAACCAGCUGUGGCUUCUGCACAAGGGCCAGCCUCUGGGCUGAUACUGCAAGUAAAGAUCAGCUUGGCACUGAAACAACAUGGUGUGGGCAACAGGAUGCUGGGGGUGGUAAUCUUCAACAGGAGGGGUGGAGUGAAGGGCAGGUACCAGAGAGUUGUACCUCUACUGUGCUUUGUUCCACUGCUAUAACCAGAAUGUAUUUAGGUACUUCAAGACAGCUCUGCUUAGAGAUGCAUAUCUGACACCAGAUAUAGAGGUGGUCACAUUAAAUUUAUAUUUGUUUUCACUCUGCAUUUCACACUUUAUUGCUCCUCUGAGCUCGCAAGGUGGUUUCCAAAACCAGGCAGAGAGGAAACCAUGAUGCUGUAGCUUUUUUUAUUGAAACUACAGUAAAAUGACAUUACUUAAUCUGGACAAUGGAGAAAAGAGAAUGGAAUGCAAAUGCAGAGCACCUCUGAACUUACAUGUUUUUUAAAUAUUAUAGAUGUAGUAUCUGUAAUAAUUAGCUGUCAAUCCUAAAUAAUUAAUCCUGAACAAGUCCUAAACAAUCAGCAUUAAGAAAUGUGUACUGUUCUGUACUUGUUUGGUGAAAUGUCUUCCUUACCAUCACACAAAAAUAACAUCCAGAACGGCGCCUGCACAACAUGCCUUAAUUGUAACCUCAUUAAGAUCUCUUUCUGUGCAAAAACUUUUCCUUCUUGGCUUCAGUGAGGCCACCUCUCAUGAUUAGUCAGGAGGUGUAAUCAUUAACAAAGGGAUGAAAAUUUUGUCUCUCCUGCUGUUAA